AUGCUGUACUACCAUUUCGCCGGAGGCGGGUGCUCCGGUAUGUGGGGGUGGUGCUUCAAUGCCGUUUUCAAUGCUUCGCUUCUGGCGCUUUUUGUUGAUUUCCACGGGAAGAGCUACGCUGCUGCCGCGAAGAAGAGGAAGGCCUCCGCGGCGGAGAAGAUUGGUUCCGGAGGCGGCGGGUGGCGAUAA
This is a messenger RNA of Linum tenue, 189 nucleotides long. The record is from the annotation of a GenBank genome assembly. NCBI's taxonomy places the organism in Eukaryota, Viridiplantae, Streptophyta, Magnoliopsida, Malpighiales, Linaceae.